AUGGAUCCACUAUCAAUCGCUACGAGCUGUCUGGCGCUGCUUACAGCAGUAGGCAAGACGAGUUUCACCAUUACCCACUUUGUGAGACGCUGUCGUGAGGCUCCCACGGAUCGGACGGCUGCUCGGAGCGAGCAGGAUUCCAUGGUUCAACGCUAUCUGAAUUGUGCCACCAGCUACGCUGAGGACUCAUAUGAAGAUCUCUCACAUGCCCCGGCACCCGAUUCCAUACACGAAGAAGAAGGGACUGAGAGCGUCUUAGCAGGCAGAAAUCUGCAUGGUGAAACUAGCAACGACCAUCAAAGGCAAAAUGGACAUGUGCUAAACCAGCCAUUGACAAUUAACAAGGAAGAGUCGAGAAACGUCGAUCAAGAAACAUGA
This is a messenger RNA of Pseudomassariella vexata, 378 nucleotides long. RefSeq lists its product as uncharacterized. The coding region runs from base 1 to 378 and encodes 125 amino acids. Lineage: Eukaryota; Fungi; Ascomycota; Sordariomycetes; Amphisphaeriales; Pseudomassariaceae. The record is from RefSeq and is a predicted model, not a curated record. The transcript has a single exon.